Messenger RNA from Penicillium bovifimosum, 1245 nucleotides. RefSeq lists its product as uncharacterized. Gene Ontology annotation, molecular function: alcohol-forming very long-chain fatty acyl-CoA reductase (NADP+) activity. Gene Ontology annotation, biological process: long-chain fatty-acyl-CoA metabolic process. The coding region runs from base 1 to 1245 and encodes 414 amino acids. The record is from RefSeq and is a predicted model, not a curated record. Gene Ontology annotation, cellular component: peroxisome. The transcript has a single exon. Lineage: Eukaryota; Fungi; Ascomycota; Eurotiomycetes; Eurotiales; Aspergillaceae.
AUGUCAUUAGCUUCAGCCGCACAAUCCCCAUAUGCCGACGAGAUCGUGCGGAAAGGAUAUGUAAGGAUAUUCGAAGGCCACACGGUCUUCCUGACUGGAGGCACUGGGUGCUUGGGGGGAUGUCUCCUGUACAAACUAUCUUUGCAACUGCCCACGCGCAAGAUAUAUGUCUUGGUUCGAGGGGAUUCACAGGGGGCUAUCUCGAAAUUGCGACAGUCGAUGCCACAUCAUGCCCAGGCAAUCUUAACCAACAAAGUCGAGUUCGUAAUUGGAGAUAUAAAGAAAGCCCAAUUCGGCAUCGACCCCGACGUCCUCCGGCGACUUCAGGACGAAGUCACCUUGGUCAUCCACGCAGCAGCCAAGAUCAAGCUCGAAGGCCCAAUUCGGGAUGCACUGGAGAACAACUGCCUGCCCGCGCUGGAAAUGGCACGUAUGGCCUCGGGAUUUCGACGACUGAAACUGUUGGUCCAGCUGUCGACAUCAUACGUCAAUACUCAUCUCCCCGAUGGCCCGGUGCUAGAGCGAAUAUACCAACUAGGAGGCGAAGAAGAUCCAGAAGAAGAGCUCGCCUCCAUGCUGACACUGGACACAUCACCUCACUCGACGAAGUUCUCGUCAACCUACACCCAAGCCAAGCAUCUCAUGGAACGUCUUCUACUCAGCCGCUUCCCCUUACUUCCGAUUCUUUUAAUACGGCCAACGAUCUUCGGUCCUGCAUUUAGAGACCCAUACCCGUUCUAUGGAUCAGAGGACUCAACACCGCUCACGAAGUUCACCAACCUCUGGUUCUCCGAUCGAGGUGCGACGCAAGUCUGGCAUGCGACCGAGGGUUACGAAACAGGCACGAAUAUCUUAGACGAGAUACCCGUGGACCUCGUAGCAAACGCGUGUCUACUGCACGCAGCAGCUGGGACGACGGGCAUCGUGCAGAUCGGAUCCCAGCUCUACCACCCGGUGACAUUCGACGAGAUUUUCCGUUUAGGAAUGGAGAACGCCAGCCCUGAGUUACGACGGGACUUCCCUAAGAUUGUCUUCACCCAAGAUCGCAGCACACCACAGUGCUUCCUUGCCGAGUUGAUCCAAGUGGGGACUCGUAACUGGCUAUUUGACUGUGGCCGGUCCUACUGGGUUAAACAGGUGAGCGGUCCACUGAGUAUACAGAUCUGCAAGCCUGAGGCGGAUGCUUUCCUUAUGAGACGGAUCCGCGAUGGUCUUCAGUUUGGAAAGGAAAGAGCUCGGAUUUGA